This is a messenger RNA of Cygnus olor (mute swan), 3077 nucleotides long. RefSeq names its product mutS homolog 2 (gene MSH2). Gene Ontology annotation, biological process: mitotic recombination; somatic recombination of immunoglobulin genes involved in immune response; mismatch repair. The record is from RefSeq and is a predicted model, not a curated record. Gene Ontology annotation, cellular component: MutSalpha complex; nucleus. NCBI's taxonomy places the organism in Eukaryota, Metazoa, Chordata, Aves, Anseriformes, Anatidae. Gene Ontology annotation, molecular function: ATP binding; mismatched DNA binding; ATP-dependent DNA damage sensor activity.
GAGCGUGCGUGCGUGGUGGCGGUUGGCGGGAGCAGCAGGAGCAGCAGGAGCAGGGGUAGCAGCAGCAGCAGCCAGCAGCAGCAGCCAUGGCGGUGGAGGCGCCGCGGGACGCGGUGUGGCCGGAGGGCGCGGGCGCCGAGGCGGGCUUCGUGCGUGCUGUGCUGUCGCUGCCCGAGAAGCCCGACACCACCGUGCGCUUCUUCGAGCGCGGCGACUACUACACGGCGCACGGCGCGGACGCGCGGCUGGCCGCCAAGCUCUUCCGCACCCGCGCCGUCAUCCGGCAGCUGGCGGGCGCCGCGGGAAAUCAGAAACUUGAAAGUGUUGUGCUUAGUAAAAUGAACUUUGAAUCAUUUGUGAGAGAUCUGCUCCUGGUUCGUCAUUACAGAGUUGAAGUUUACAAGAAUAAAGCAGGGAGUAAAUCUGUCAAAGAAAAUGACUGGUAUCUAGCAUACAAGGGUUCUCCGGGAAAUCUUGCCCAGUUUGAAGAAGUUCUCUUUGCCAACAAUGAUAUGUCAAUGGCUAUUGGGGUUGUGGGGGUGAAGCUGUCUACUGCUGAUGGACAAAGAGUUGUAGGAGUAGGGUAUGUUGACACUACGCUGAGAAAAUUGAGCGUCUGUGAAUUUCCAGAUAAUGAUCAGUUCUCAAACCUUGAAGCUCUACUGGUUCAGCUGGGACCUAAGGAGUGUGUGCUACCAGGAGGAGAGACUGCAGGAGAGAUGGGAAAACUGCGACAAGUCGUUCAGAGAGGAGGAAUCCUGAUUACAGACAGAAAGAAGGCGGAAUUCACAACAAAAGAUAUUGUUCAGGAUCUCAAUCGCUUGCUAAAAUCAAAAAAAGAAGAACAACUUAAUAGUGCAGCAUUGCCAGAGAUGGAGAAGCAGGUCGCUAUUUCAUCUUUGUCAGCCAUUAUCAAGUUUUUAGAGUUGCUGUCGGAUGAGUCUAAUUUUGGACAAUUUGAACUGACUACUUUUGAUCUUAGUCAAUACAUGGUUCUAGAUAAUGCGGCUGUCCAAGCCCUCAACCUUUUCCAGAGUUCUGUUGAAAAUGCUAAUACUACACAGUCCUUAUCUGGUUUACUAAAUAAAUGCAGAACCCCUCAAGGACAAAGACUAGUUAAUCAGUGGAUCAAACAGCCGCUUAUGGACAAGAAUAGAAUUGAAGAAAGGUUGAAUUUGGUUGAAGCCUUUGUGGUAGAUCCAGAACUACGUCAGGGCCUUCAAGAAGAUCUUUUACGUCGCUUUCCAGAUCUUAACCGUCUGGCAAAGAAAUUUCAGAGACAAGCUGCAACCUUACAGGACUGUUAUCGAAUGUAUCAGGCUAUUAAUCAACUGCCUAAUGUUGUAAAAGCACUAGAAAAACACGAAGGAACUCACCAGAUGUUGUUGUUAGCAGUGUUUAUAACACCUCUUAAUGAUAUUCACUCUGACUUCUCAAAGUUUUUGGAGAUGAUAGAAACAACGUUGGAUAUGGAUAAGGUGGAGAAUCAUGAAUUUCUUGUCAAGGCUUCUUUUGAUCCUAACUUGACAGAAUUAAGAGAGAAGAUGAAUGAACUGGAAGAAAACAUGCAGUCCUUCUUACAGAGUGCAGCCAAAGAAUUAGGUUUGGAAGCUGGCAAAAGUAUUAAACUGGAGUCAAAUGCACAGUUUGGACAUCACUUUCGAAUUACUUGCAAGGAGGAAAAAGUCCUCCGGAACAAUUCAAAAUACAAGAUAACUGAUACACAGAAGAAUGGUGUGAAAUUUACUAACAGCAAACUGAGUGCCGUCAAUGAAGAAUAUAUAAAGAACAGAGAAGAAUAUGAAGAGGCUCAGGACGCAAUUGUUAAGGAAAUCAUUAAUAUUGCUUCAGGUUAUGCAGAGCCAAUACAGACUAUGAAUGAUGUAAUAGCUCAUUUAGAUGCAAUUGUCAGUUUUGCUCAUGUGUCAAAUGGAGCACCAGUGCCCUAUGUCCGUCCUGUCAUUUUGGAAAAGGGACAAGGAAGGAUUGUGCUGAAAGGUGCCAGGCAUCCUUGCAUUGAAGUGCAAGAUGAAGUGGCCUUCAUCCCCAAUGACAUUACAUUUGAGAAGGGCAAGCAGAUGUUCCACAUUAUUACUGGCCCUAACAUGGGAGGAAAAUCAACAUACAUCCGACAGACAGGGGUGAUUGUUCUUAUGGCCCAAAUUGGGUGUUUUGUACCCUGUGACUCUGCGGAAAUAACCAUUGUGGAUUGUAUCCUGGCUCGGGUAGGAGCUGGAGACAGUCAGCUGAAAGGUGUGUCUACUUUCAUGGCUGAAAUGUUGGAAACUGCUUCAAUCCUUAGGACAGCAUCUGAAAACUCCCUAAUAAUCAUUGAUGAGCUGGGAAGAGGAACUUCUACCUAUGAUGGCUUUGGCUUAGCCUGGGCUAUUUCAGAAUACAUUGCUAGCAAAAUCUGUGCUUUCUGUAUGUUUGCUACGCAUUUUCAUGAACUGACAGCACUUGCUGAUCAAGUGGCAACAGUAAAUAACCUACAUGUUACUGCUCUAACCAGUGAUGACACACUGACAAUGCUUUACCGUGUCAAGGCAGGUGUUUGUGACCAGAGUUUUGGAAUACAUGUAGCAGAGUUGGCGGCUUUCCCAAAACAUGUGAUAGAAAGUGCAAGAGAGAAAGCACUGCAACUGGAGGAGUUUCAAAACAUUGGCAAGUCCAAGGAAUCUGAAGAACCACCAUCCAAGAAAUUCUACAGAGAAAGAGAGGAAGGUGAAAAGAUCAUUCAGGAUUUUCUUAGUCAAGUGAAAGCAUUGCCCCUGACAGAUAUGUCAGAAGAAGACAUCAAAAUCAAGCUGAAGCAGCUGAGAACUGAUGUGUUGGCAAAGAACAACAGUUUUGUGAACGAAAUCAUUUCCCGAACAAAAGUUACAUCAUAGAAGAUAUGAGAACAGGAUGCAGCUCUUGAAGUGCUUGAAGCUUUUUUUCUUUACAUUGCAAGAACUCUUGCUUUCUUGUCAUGUAGUUUUUGAACUUUGAUAUUUCAUACUGAUUUGUGUAGGCUUUUUUUCUUGGAUUGUAUUUUUUUUGUAAAAAAUAAAUAAAUUGGCACCCAUUGUGCUAGA